AUGACUCGAGACCAUCACGAAAGUCGGCCUGUCAAUGAUGAGGAGAGCGAGAUAACCCCCCUGAUCGCAGCUCCGGUCCUCCGCGACGAGUCCCACCCACCCUCACCAGAUGCCCACAGAACAAAGUCCAUACCACGAGCGCGUCUGAGCAUCGUCGCUACUUGUAUCUUGCUCAUUAUCCUCAUUGAGUUGGGCGCGUACCUUGCCACCAUCCCGCUCAAUCAAGUGCUUGAGGACAUCAUAUGCCACAACCUCAACUGGGAUCUGCCCCCCAACGCUGGUGAAUCGCGAUGCAAGACCAAGGCUGUCCAGAACGAGUUGUCGAUUAUCAGAGGGUGGCAAAGCACGCUGGAUUUCAUUCCAGGCCUUAUGACGGCCGUUCCGUACGGCUUUCUCGCUGAUAGACGGGGGCGGGAGUGGGUGCUCAGCCUUUCCCUGUUAGGAAUCACUCUGGCCAGUGCCUUCUACAUUCUCGUCUGCUCUCUGCCCAAUGUGUUCCCUCCACGUGCAACAUGGCUCUCUGCUGUCUUUACCUUUAUUGGUGGUGGUCCGGCUGUCUUUAACGCUAUGGUCUUUACUAUUGCAGGGGAUGUAGUGAGUGCAGAGCACAGAUCCACUAUCUUGUCCUAUCUUGCUGCCGCUGUGGUCGGAGGCGAGUUGAUCGCUAGUCCUCUGGUUUAUUUUCUCAUGAAGAUAGACGCUUGGCUCCCCAUCUACACAGGCUUGGGCUGCCUUGUCUUGGGUACUGUUGUAUCUCUUAUGCUCCCCGAAACGCUUUCUAGAGAACCAAGAUAUCGCCCCACCGAGACAACCCAGUCGCUACCUUGGCACCAUCCAAUCCGGUCAGAGCUGGAAAAGCUGGGCAAGGCCUUGCUAUGGAUGUUGUGGAGAAGUUCUCGCGUCCUCUUACUGCUCUUCACUUUUUUAUUGACGACGCUGGGCCGCUUUGCGCAAGAGAUUCUUUUGCAGUACGUGACGAAGCGAUACGGCUGGUCAUGGUCGCAGGUGAGAUAUUUCCGUUUCCUGCUCCUGAACACUGUUGUUCUGUCGUGA
Colletotrichum navitas is the source of this 1053-nucleotide messenger RNA. Its product is annotated as major facilitator superfamily domain-containing protein. Lineage: Eukaryota; Fungi; Ascomycota; Sordariomycetes; Glomerellales; Glomerellaceae. Gene Ontology annotation, cellular component: membrane. The record is from RefSeq and is a predicted model, not a curated record. The transcript has 3 exons. Bases 1 to 1053 code for a protein of 350 amino acids. Gene Ontology annotation, biological process: transmembrane transport. Gene Ontology annotation, molecular function: transmembrane transporter activity.